Ogataea philodendri is the source of this 3108-nucleotide messenger RNA. RefSeq lists its product as uncharacterized. Gene Ontology annotation, cellular component: intracellular membrane-bounded organelle; cytosol; perinuclear endoplasmic reticulum. Gene Ontology annotation, biological process: piecemeal microautophagy of the nucleus; maintenance of cell polarity; exocytosis. The transcript has a single exon. The record is from RefSeq and is a predicted model, not a curated record. The coding region runs from base 1 to 3108 and encodes 1035 amino acids. Gene Ontology annotation, molecular function: sterol binding. Lineage: Eukaryota; Fungi; Ascomycota; Pichiomycetes; Pichiales; Pichiaceae.
AUGGAAAACUUCGAGGUGCGAGCUAAAUCGUUCACCAUCAAAUGGGUAAAUGUUCCCGACAAUUGUCUAGUGAAGUGGGAGUUAAAGCCUUUGAAACGAUCUGUUAACUUUGCGAUUUAUGAGUACAACAGGGCAGACUUGCCAGCUCCUACAACGGCUCCAAAUUCUUCGUCCACCACAACCUCCGAGAACCUGAGCUUGGACGAGGUCAAUGAGGUUCCUCACAAGAUGUUCAACCUACUUCAUCAGAAUUUACGGGACUCUGUUGACUCCAUAAACUCUCAAAACGGUGUUAGUCCUUCAACGCCCACAGACCAGUCGGCCGCCUCUUUGUCCAGGUCCAGCUCGUUGUCAACACUCCCUGCUGGCACAGAGAGACGGAGAAGGUCCGACAGCAGCAUAUCCGUCAAUGACCCACGCAGCUCUCUCGAGGAUAAGAUUGAUAAACACCUGGCCAAAAAGCAAUGGAUCGGAAGAUGCGAGGGAGACAAGCUGACCACCGGCACUUUCGAAGUGGAGACCGGCUCCUUGUUUGCGUUCAUCUUCGACAACACAUUCAGCAGACACAAGGCCAAAACCAUCAUGUUCAACCAAUACAUAGAGAGCAACGGCGUUGUUCAUCAGACACAGGAACUUCCUAACCCAUCGUCUUCGGGCCAACUCAACACCAUUGACGAGCAAAAGAGCAUUGAAGAAACAGACGUGCCCCAACCUGGAGAGUCCAUUGGCUCGGCUAUAGAGAGACCAGACUAUUUUAACACAGCUGCAAGAAGAGCAUCCACUGCUUCGGUGUCAGCACCACCAGGUAAAGUGAGAUUCAAUGUUCCAGAAAAUGGACUCGUGAACAAGUCCAAGAACGUUUCUUUGCUCAGAGUGAAAGGGGGCCAGUAUUUACAGGGGUUCCUGCUUAAGAAGAAACGGAGACGUGGUGGGAAGAAUUUCGCCAGACGGUAUUUCGUCCUCAACUUCAAGUACGGAGUACUGGAUUACUUCUUCAACGACUUGACCAACCAUGUUCGUGGAAAUAUGUACAUUAGGAACGUUGUGAUUUCUGCGGAUCCAAAGCAAUUGAUGAUGUAUUUGGAUUCCGGAAUCGAGCAAUGGGUGCUGAAAGCAAGCACCAGCGAAGACUUCAAAAUAUGGGUCCAGGCGUUCAACUUUAUCAAGAAACAGAACAAAACGUCCCAGCCAGGCGAGCUUCCUGAACAGAUUCUUCAAAUUGCACCACCAACGGCUGCUUCUGACGACUCGGACGUUCUUUCGCAUUCGGACGAUAGCAGAAUCGGAAGGCCACGCUCGGUGACCAAUCCACAGUACAAACUUAUAGAGGAGAAAAUUAUACAGGUCAAAGAGCUGGCAGAACACAUCCAGACGUUGUCCAAGCAGCAAUCGACAAAAAAGCCUCCUACAGACAGAAGAGGUUCGUUCUUCCGCAAGAAGAACAAGAAGGAAGCUGGUGACGACAUACCUGAACAGGAAAGCGUCAACGGAUCAUACACUCCAUCAAUUACCGGGACAUCUGUUUACGAUACGUUGGUGUCCGAAAUUAGAGACUUACAAUUGCAAUACCUGUUGCUGGUCAACACGGAAACGAACAGAGGAUUCAGCAAGCCUGCCCACUCGCCGUCAAGAAGAACACUUACCAGAACUAAUACUGCUGCCACUUCAGUUGUUUCUCAAGAGUUUUUUGAUGCUCAAGAAUAUAUGGAUGAAAUGACCCAUGGGGUUUAUUUGGUCCAGUCCAGCGACGAAGGUGAAGACGGAGAAGAGACAAAGGACCUUUCGAACGGCGCUCAAAUGUCGUCAACUAUUUUCGACAAGAGUCCUUUUGAGACUCCUUUGGGCGCAGAAACAUCAAACACCAGUUCGUCAAGCGACGAAGACGACGACACAGACCAGAAAGAGCCAGAGUUAUUGAAAACAUCAGAAUUUACUGCUCCAGAGGACCUGUAUCCUUUGGAGUCAGGCAAGUUUGUGGACUACCGCAAAGACAUUAAGGCGUGUACGAGCGAUCCUCCUUCGUUGAUUGGAUUUUUGAGAAAGAACAUUGGUAAAGACAUUUCUUCCGUUUCGAUGCCCGUCACUGCCAACGAGCCAUUGACUUUCUUGCAGAAGUAUUCGGAGAGUUUCGAGUAUUCGCAUCUUCUCACAGACGCUUUGCGUGCGCCUGCUGAUACGGGCGAGCGUAUUUUGAUGGUUGCAACGUUUGCGAUCAGUUAUCUCUCGUCGUUUCGUGCCAAGAUCAGAAGUGUUCGGAAACCAUUUACUCCGCUACUUGGUGAGACGUUUGAGCUUGUGAGGAACGACUUGGGCAUUCGUAUGAUCUGCGAGAAAGUUGUUCACCGUCCAAUUGUGGUGGGCGCGCAUGUGGAGUCGACCGAUUGGACCAUCGACCAUAUUUUGUCGUCGCAGCAGAAAUACGGAGGAAAAUCUGCCGAGGUGUCUGUUUUAGGAGACAUUGAGCUCAAGUGCAGAAACGGCCAAGUUUACAAAUGGAGUCAGCCGACGACGUUGAUCAAGAAUCUCAUUGCAGGAGAGAAAUAUUCUGAGCCGUAUGCUUCAGUAACAAUUUUCUGCAACGAUGGCCAGAGAGCCGUGGUGAGCUUCAAAGCUGUUGGAAUGUUUUCUGGACGGUCCGAGGAGUUGAACAUCAAGGCCUUCAACGCGGACGGAUCCAAGUAUGCGAAGGAGGUGAACGGCACCUGGACAGACAGUCUUCGAUUCUCCGAUACGAACGAAAAAGUGUGGAAAGUUGGCAACCUGGUGCCCAACUACCAGAAAAAGUACGGGUUUACUGAGUUUGCAGCCAGUCUGAACCAAAUCACAGAAGUCGAGGAAGGAUGUGCUCCAACGGAUUCAAGACUGCGUCCUGACCAGCGCAAGUACGAAGAAGGCGAGGUUGACGAGGCAGAGGAUCUCAAACUGAAGCUCGAAAACGACCAGAGAAAGAGAAGAAAGAACCCAGAUGGAACAGACGCGGUCCACACUCCUGCGUUCUUCAAAAAAACAGGCGACGGCGAUUUCGACUGGGAAUAUAUAGACGGAGAGCAAAGCUACUGGAACCGGCGCAAAGCAGGCGACUGGAGCGGACUGGUGGAACUUUGGUGA